Molecule: messenger RNA, 2351 nt
Organism: Pieris rapae (cabbage white)
Lineage: Eukaryota; Metazoa; Arthropoda; Insecta; Lepidoptera; Pieridae
Product: zinc finger protein with KRAB and SCAN domains 5-like
Exons: 10
Coding region: 82-1482 (466 amino acids)
Biological process (GO): regulation of transcription by RNA polymerase II
Molecular function (GO): DNA-binding transcription factor activity, RNA polymerase II-specific; RNA polymerase II cis-regulatory region sequence-specific DNA binding
Source: RefSeq, a predicted model, not a curated record
CCGCCAUUCCGAUUCCUCUAUAUUUCACCUACGUUCAACUAUUAAAACUAUGUGAAAAUCCCCAACGGAGUCCCAAACAAGAUGAAUUUCGCUCCAUUCACGGGGCACAUUCCAUCUGGUACCGGAUUGCCGACCAUACAACAGUUUGCGGCAAAGUUUGGCUACGAGGGUGGGGGAAGUGUGGUUAACAGUGGUGGCGUGGUGCAGGAUAGAAGUUAUCAGGCUCCCGGGGUUCAGUUUACUGUAUCCCCUGGUGGGGCCGUAGCUGUGGACGGCAUGAAGUUCCGACAAGGAGAAAGUGUGGUCGUAAUGAGCAACCCACAACAGGGUGCCGUCACACUAGCUGGGAUUGGAACUAUGCCGACUGGUGUAAAGUACCAAACAAUAACUUCAUCAUCAACAGUUAAUGUCGGGAAUAUUGCUUACACCGGGCAGUAUAUUACUGAAGAUCACCUCAAAGAGAGGGACAAACGGGAAUAUCGUGAGGAGUUGCAACAAGAUAUAAUGGCUACUAUGAUGCAGCAACAGCAAGUAACCCAAGCACCACUCCAGCAAGGAACUCAGCAGCUACUAGUUGUUCUGCAUGAGCCAAAAGAGGCAGCCGCCCUCGCCCGCGCACUGAAGCAAGAUGUUCGCCAAGAUCGCACUGUUACGGCUGCACCAGCCGAGUUUAUCAGUAUCAGCGAUAUGUCAGAUGGAACCUGGCAAACAAUAGGAAGUGGAGUGGCGGACUAUUUAGCAGCAUUACCUUUGCCAUUGCAUCAUCUACUAAAGUACUCUACACCUGAAAAGAGAGAUGAAACAAACAUCAUAGCCACUGCAACUGCUCCUAAUAUCACCAGUUUAACACAGAUCGCUCCAAAUAAUGAGCAUAGCGUGGUGGUACAGAAUACAAAUAUAGUUAACGCUGUGACCACGCACACACAAGGAACGAAUACGGGCGAUUCCAACUCGCUCUACUACAGUAACGGAAGAAAGAAGAAGAAAAAGAAAGAUAUUCAAAUUAAGAAGCCGAGACCGAAGCCUGGAGAGAUACGGAUAACCACCGCUCUAGAUGGCAGCACGCUGUAUUGCUGCCCGGAGUGUCAUAUGGCGUACCCUGAACGAGAUCUCGUUGAUCAACACCUUGUGGGACAUACUAUGGAGAGAAAGUUUAUCUGUGACAUUUGCAACGCGGCAUUAAAACGCAAGGAUCAUUUAACGCGCCACAAGCAAUCUCACAACGCGGAGAGGCCACACGUCUGUUCAGUUUGUUUGAAGGCCUUCAAACGGAAAGAACAGCUGACUCUACACUUCAUCAUACAUUCGGGCGAAAAACGACACAUCUGCAACGAGUGUGGAAAAGGUUUCUACCGUAAGGACCACUUACGAAAACACACGCGUUCACACAUCGCUCGCCGAGUUAAGGCGGAGUUGUCACAAGAAACAACCACGCCACCUCUAUCACAGGUUGCGCCGGCGCCUCCUCUAGAGCCGUCUUGACAAGGUGCUAUAGACGACUUCUGAAAAUCGUAAUUAUUAUUAAAAAGCAAAAACAUUGCUAUUGUACAACAAAGAUCUGAAACGCCUAUCUAAUAAAUAUUUAGUAAUUUAAUUGGCGUACGUUCUAAUUCUGAUGUACACGGUUUAUCUAAACCAAAGUCGUAAAAAGUACAGGAAAAUUUUAGUCGGCUUUUGCUGUAACUUAAAUAGAAAUUAUUUCAACAUUGAAAUUAAGGUUUGACUAAAGAUGAUGAUGAUGUCAAAAACGAUUUUUUUCAUGAAUGGAUCAGUCGAGUUUUACAGAAUAAACCAAACGCUUUCGUUAACAUAAAAUAAUUAAAGAAAGUUCUAGAAUAAUUUAAGGAAAUGUACAUCCGAAUUAGACCCAUAAUUGCAUAGUGCGUGUAAACUACGCUUUAUCGUAGAAAAACAGACCAAAUUCAAAAUUGUCUUAACUUUUAAAGUUUAAAAAUGUUAUUAUAUUGUUAUUUUUGUUGAUGUUUAGGACAAUUCAUUAAAUAUUUGGCGAACGAAAUUGUUGAUAAUCAUUAAAAAUUUGCAAUGAAUUUAGUACAAAAUGUUAGAAAUAUGCGCCAUUUACUAAACUGUUGAACAAAUUUGAACACCAUUUUUCUAGCAACGGCUUUGGUAUAAUAUAAUAAUUUUCAUGCCAAAAUUGGCGUCUGCCCAAGUCUCGCAACACUUAGAAAGUAAAUAAUUCUUUAACUAAUUGAGGUUCGUAAAUUUGUUAUUAGAAUGUAGUUAUAUUUAUAUUAACAUACAAUAAUUUUAAAUUUCCAAUUUGUUGUAGAAAAUUAGCUGCAAUACUUAUAACAUAUCUAGUGUUAUUACGAAUUAAAUAAAUAUUA